CUCUGCUUGCUCCCAUUCACUCGUUUCGACAUGACAUCUCUAUACUGCUAGAUCUAUCUACCUUUACUCUAUCACGACGUCAGACGAAACAAACACCAGACUAAUCUGCGAUAAUUAAAUGCCUCCCACCACAUCCGCGUUGAGGCGCAUACCUCGCGCCGUUUCUCACACAUCACCCAUCAGCUUACUCAAACCUACGCCGAUAUGCAGGCAACAAGUCGCUGCCCUUGCGCAAAGGCGCGCCUUUAUUAGCCCUCCUCCCCAGCGAUCCCGGACAACACCUCCUACCACACCUCUCGCCAACUCCUUCUUCUACGCCCACGGCCUGCCCAAAGGCACCACCGUCCGAUCCGUCUCCGGCGCACCGACGCCGACUCCUACCCCGAAACAAAGGUCACGGCUCCUCCGCUUCGCGUACGCCAGCGCCGCAUGGCUCGGCGGCGGCAUCAUCUUCGUUGGCCUCGGCGUGGUUGGCUUCUUCAUCUACGAUGCUUCUACUUACAAGGAACACCCGGAUCAGAAUGAAAUUGAGGUAUCCGAGCUGGCACUGAGCCCCAAGCGAGGCGGUCCAAAGAACCUACCCAUCGCCGAGGUGCUGAUUGAUGACCUGGACAACGAACACAUGAAGAGCGCAAAGGAGAAGCCCAAGCUUGUUAUUCUCGGCGGCGGAUGGGGCGGAGUGGCCCUGCUCAAAGAGCUCAACCCCGACGAAUACCACGUUACCGUUGUUUCCCCGACAAACUACUUCCUGUUCACGCCCAUGCUGCCAUCUGCCACUGUUGGAACUCUGGAACUGAGAUCACUGGUCGAACCCGUCCGCCGAAUCCUCGCCCGCGUUCACGGUCACUUUAUCCGCGCCAAGGCCGAGGACGUCGAGUUCUCCCACAAGCUGAUUGAGUGCUCUCAACCCGACGCCUUUGGUAACGAAACCCGAUUCUACGUCCCCUACGAUAAGCUGGUCAUCGCCGUUGGAUCUACCACGAACCCCCACGGCGUCAAGGGACUGGAGAACGCCCACUUCCUCAAGGAUAUCAGCGAUGCGCGCAAGGUUAGAAACCAAGUCAUGCACAACCUCGAGCAAGCCUGCCUGCCGACGACCGCCGACGAGGAGCGCAAGCGCCUUUUGUCCUUUGUCGUUAGCGGUGGCGGUCCCACGGGUGUCGAGUUCGCGGCCGAGCUGUUUGACAUGCUCAACGAAGACCUGACGCUUCACUUCCCCAAGCUCCUCCGCAACGAGAUCUCCGUCCACCUGAUUCAGAGCCGCAGCCACAUCCUCAACACCUACGACGAGACCCUCUCCAAGUACGCGGAGGAGCACUUCGCCCGCGACCAGGUUGACAUUCUCACAAAUUCCCGCGUCAAGGAGGUCCACCCGGACAAGAUCACCUUCACCCAAAAGCAGCCCGACGGAUCCCUCCUCACCAAGGAACUUCCCAUGGGUUUCUGCCUCUGGUCAACGGGCGUCGCCCAAGCCGACCUCUGCAAGCGUCUCUCCUCCAAGCUCGGCCCCUCGCAGACGAACCGCCACGCACUCGAAACGGACACCCACCUCCGCCUAAAUGGAACACCCCUCGGCGACGUCUACGCCAUCGGCGACUGCUCGACAGUCCAAAACAACGUGGCCGACCACAUCAUCACCUUCUGCCGCGGCCUGGCCUUCAAGCACGGCAAGGACCCCGAGACCCUCGAGCUCCACUUCAGCGACUGGUGCGAGGUCGCCAACGACGUGAAGCGCCGCUUCCCCCAGGCCGUCGGCCACCUCAAGCGUCUCGACAAACUCUUUGAGCAGUUCGACAAAGACCAGUCCGGCACCCUCGGCUUCGGCGAGCUCAGGGAGCUCCUCAAGCAGAUCGACUCCAAGCUCACAUCCCUCCCCGCCACGGCGCAGCGCGCCCACCAACAGGGCCAGUACCUCGCGCACAAGUUCAACAAGAUGGCGCGCACGUCGGACGGGCUGAAGGCCAACAUGGUGCUCGACGGCGAUAUCGACUCGGUGGUGUACAAGGCGUUUGAGUACCGCCACCUCGGCAGCCUCGCGUACAUUGGCAACUCGGCCGUCUUUGACUGGGGCCAGGGGUGGAAUUUCGCGGGUGGUUUGUGGGCUGUGUAUAUGUGGCGGUCCGUCUACUUUGCGCAGAGCGUCAGCUUGAGGACGCGGAUUCUGCUUGCCAUGGAUUGGGCCAAGCGCGGUCUCUUUGGAAGAGAUUUGAUGAGCUACUAGAAAGCAAUGACGCGGUUUCGUUGCAAAGAAUGAUUGAUUUCUUUUCCCUUUUGUUAGCAUACCCUGCCGGAGUACGAGGUACUGAAAUGCAUAUCUUGCGAGAGAUGGAUGCAUAGGUAUAGAAGUUACAGAACACAGACAGAAAAAAAGGCACAAAGCAGAGAUACGUAGAGCGGGUCUCUAGAUAAUUUCACAUUGUUCAAACAAAUUACACGUGUUUUCGACCGCGUGAUGCUUUUCAUGUCAUCUUGGUCUUCGGAGACGGAUUUGUACCCAGCUAUCGCAACAUGAGUCUCGUAAUAGCCCAUGUAUACCUUACAGAAAGAUCUUUCAUCGGCGAUUAUGUUGGACAUACAAACCCCCAGUCCUACACAAA
Molecule: messenger RNA, 2597 nt
Organism: Colletotrichum acutatum
Lineage: Eukaryota; Fungi; Ascomycota; Sordariomycetes; Glomerellales; Glomerellaceae
Exons: 2
Coding region: 119-2221 (700 amino acids)
Molecular function (GO): NADH dehydrogenase activity; calcium ion binding
Source: RefSeq, a predicted model, not a curated record